AUGCGACCUGCUCAAAGGUCUCGUGCAAGAUAUUAUGCAGCAACGGCACGGUAUAUGAGGCUACCCUACCUCGCGAAUCAGAUGCUAAACACUGCAGGUUACGAGUUCGACUGUGCACUAACCGAGCCCCAGUCCUGCAGGCCUGCUGCUGCUCAUCACUCCGCCUCCCAUCACCAAGGUUGUGAUGCUCAACCACAGCUGCCACUCAGCUCAGCGCAAUUCCAGCACCUACUAGAGUGUUCCGCUAAGUUUCUGGGGUGGCGAAGUCCCCAGCUUAUAGACGUGGAAGAGUUACACACCACCUCCCGCAUUCAUCUAGAAACCUUGGUGGACCUGUCUCCAAGGGGCAUCUCAGUGCUGGUUUCGAGAACUCGUUUACCGGUAGACACCAUUGCCUUGGUCUUCGCAGCUCUAGCGCUUGGAGCUGUGGCAACUGGCGAACCCGGUCAUGGCCGAUUUUACUUCGGGGUGUCCACUGAAAUGGUUAAAUAUUGCGUGGGUGAACUAACACUGGACCUCUGUCUCUCCUACUUCCUGCAACAUCUCCAUGCACUCCGCUCCGGCACUUCGAACUAUGCUCAGGGUAUAAUCUUACAGGCAAUCCACGUCUCCCGUGCACUAGGACUCCACCAAAAUACGCAUGGAAACCGCGGUCUACUCCUCUUCAUGCUAAUUUAUAUGGCAGACCAGUACGGCUCUUUACAACACAAUACUGAGCCUCACAUUCAGGCAUCGAACCUUGAAGAUUUCCUCUUUGCUCCUUUAAUUGAGGCUGAGCCUGAGCUUCAAGCAGUUGUUGAGCUAGUAACGAUUAACGGUCACGUAAUUGAACAGUCGUAUAGGCGUUUAGAUCUCUCAGAUGAAGAGUUGCUGAAGCUCGAAACAAAGAUUGGGAGCUUUUGCUGGCAACGGAGAGGGCCAAUCCAACCUGGUUGUGGAAGCUACAGACGCAACUACGACCUAGUCGCUCACAUCCAUAUGUUGUGUUGUCGCUUGAAACUUCGCGCACCACGACUUUCUGUGCAGUCUUCGUGGCUGCUGUCACUGUCAACCUGUAUUCACGCGGCCCAGGGCGUCCUUACGGCUUACCUUCAACUGUACCAACCAGUGCUUGCGAUGCUGGCCAAGCAAUUCAGGAAUCAAGAUCUACCGGCUGAUAAGCUCUCAACACCUAGCGUCGCUGCGCUGGCGGUUACCUGGAGACAAGUCAAAAGGAUAAUGCUGUCUACAUUUGUAGUGAUAUUCGCCUAUUGGCAUGGUGAGCUUGUACACGACGAAGCUUCGCGGUACAUGGCCAUGGCAAGAUUAUUACUUGAGUACCCUCGUUGGCGAUGGGGUGAAGCUCUCAAUGAAGCCGUAGUGACAUUGUAUGACAUCUCUGGCCUUGCCAACUUUUCCAUCUACCAGCAUCUGCAGGGGCUGCUGCCUGGACAGAGUGAGCAUUUCCUACGAUCACUUUGCGACCGUAUGCCCAAGGCAGAGCCAGAUGGCUUUGAUACGGACCAGCCUGAGUAUGCAGAUGAUGCUUUAUUCGGAGCAGCAUUCUGGCCCACAGUGAACGCCUUCCCUUGGAGCCACGACUUCCCAGGUUUCGACAUCAGCACAAUUGAAGACCAGACUGAUUUUGGCCUCGCCGAAAGUAUGGAGUAUCAUUUGAAUGACGUACAGCAAAAUAGCAAUACUUGA
Exophiala aquamarina CBS 119918 is the source of this 1686-nucleotide messenger RNA. RefSeq lists its product as uncharacterized. The transcript is spliced from 3 exons. NCBI's taxonomy places the organism in Eukaryota, Fungi, Ascomycota, Eurotiomycetes, Chaetothyriales, Herpotrichiellaceae. Bases 1 to 1686 code for a protein of 561 amino acids. The record is from RefSeq and is a predicted model, not a curated record.